Molecule: messenger RNA, 1761 nt
Organism: Geosmithia morbida
Lineage: Eukaryota; Fungi; Ascomycota; Sordariomycetes; Hypocreales; Bionectriaceae
Product: Sugar (and other) transporter
Exons: 3
Coding region: 1-1761 (586 amino acids)
Biological process (GO): transmembrane transport
Cellular component (GO): membrane
Molecular function (GO): myo-inositol:proton symporter activity
Source: RefSeq, a predicted model, not a curated record
AUGUCCUCCCAGGAUGGAGCAUCCAUCGCUGCCUCAACCUUCGAUACCCUCCCCGAGAGUCCCCUGGGUGGCAUGUCGACGCAGGAUAUAAUCGACGACGUAGACUAUCUCCUUCUGACGCACGACCUGCGCGACCAUCGCUGCCUCUUCAUCAAGGGCGCCCUCGUGGCCGCUCGUCAGGAUCCGGCAGACGGUCAGAUCCGCGACGACGGCGACAACAACAUCCGCCUGUCCGAUGUGGAGAGGCGAGUCAUCGCUCUGGAGUAUGAGCAUCCCGUUCGUUCACUGGCUGCUUCGCAGUGGUUGCAGACUGGACUGUGUGCUCUCUGUGCCGUGGUUCAGGGGAUGCAUCUGACUGUCACGAAUGGGGCACAGGAUUUCUACUUUGCCUACUUUGAUAUGCAAGACCCCCUCCUCCGGGGUUUCGUCAACAGUGCGCCCUUCAUCUCAGCCGCCCUGCUGGGAUGCUGGCUCAACCAGCCCCUCAACCACGUAUUCGGUCGCCGGGGCACAAUCUUCGUCUCCUGCAUCGUCAGCCUGGCCACAUCCUUCUGGCAAGCCGCCGCAGACACGUGGGUGAACCUGGCAGUGGCGCGCGUGGUGCUUGGUCUGGCCGUGGGGGCCAGCUCGGCCACCACGCCCGUCUACGCUGCCGAGUGUGCGCCCCCCAGCGUCCGAGGCCGCCUGACGAUGCUGUGGCAGAUGUUUACUGCGUUCGGCAUAAUGGUGGGUUAUGCUGCUUCCAUGGCCUUCCAGGACGUCAAGACCUGGGGCGAAAACACCCAGUGGCGGUGGAUGAUGGGCGUGACGGCCAUCCCCGCCUUGAUCGUCUGCUUCGUCGUCUUUCUCGUGCCCGAGAGCCCGAGGUACUGUCUCGACAAGGGGGAUUUUGUCGGAGCCCUCCACUCUCUCGUACAGCUCCGAUGCCACCACGUCCUCGCCUUCAGGGACCUGUACCUCGCCCACAAGCAUAUCGACGGGGCUAAGCAUAGCCAGGGCUCCGGUCGCUGGAGCACGCUUAGGGAGCUCUUCAAGCCGAGAAACCUGAGAGCUGCACAGGCGUCGUGGUUCUUGAUGUUCAUGCAGCAGUUCUGCGGAGUCAACGUGAUUGCAUACUACAGCACCCACAUCUUCAUGGGCGCUGGCUUCACCCGAUCGGAAUCCCUGGCCGUCUCGCUAGGAUGUGGCGUCGCCAACUUUGUCGGUGCCAUCCCGGCCUUGUACACCAUCGACCGCUUCGGACGACGGAGCUUGCUUCUGUCAACAUUCCCCGUCUUGGCCAUUUCCCUCUUCUGGACAGGGGCGAGCUUCUACAUCGUGGAUCAGGAUGCACGCCUCGCCAGCAUCUGUACCGGCAUCUACGUCUUCAUGCUCUUCUACUCCCCGGGAAUGGGCCCCGUGCCCUUCACGUACAGCGCCGAGGCCUUUUCGCUGUCGGUACGACCCUUGGGUAUGGCAUCGGCCACGGCCGUCACCUGGGCUUUCAACUUCAUCAUCAACUUUACCUGGCCCAAGAUGAUGCUGGCCAUGACGCCGGCGGGCGGAUUCUGCUUUUACGCCGCUUGGAACGUCUUUGCCUGGUUCUUUGCCUUCUUCCUGCUUCCCGAGACAAAGGGGUACUCGCUGGAGCAGCUCGACCACAUCUUCUCCAAGUCCAACCGACAGCACGCGCGGGAGCAGUGGGGAGGUAUGAAGCGGUUCGGGGCAAAGGAUCACAGGUCACGAAGAGGCCCCUUUAUCCAGAGAGAAGCCAUCCGCUAG